Calypte anna (Anna's hummingbird) is the source of this 5386-nucleotide messenger RNA. It is a transcript of the gene LRRFIP1, whose product is annotated as LRR binding FLII interacting protein 1. Gene Ontology annotation, biological process: regulation of transcription by RNA polymerase II. Lineage: Eukaryota; Metazoa; Chordata; Aves; Apodiformes; Trochilidae. The transcript is spliced from 19 exons. Gene Ontology annotation, molecular function: DNA-binding transcription factor activity, RNA polymerase II-specific; RNA polymerase II cis-regulatory region sequence-specific DNA binding. The coding region runs from base 69 to 3563 and encodes 1164 amino acids. The record is from RefSeq and is a predicted model, not a curated record.
AUCGUCGGGCGGCGACGGCUGGGCCGGGACCGGGAGUGGGACCGGGACGCUGGGAGAGUGGGGCAGCGAUGGGCACGCAGGGAGCUGGGAGGAAGCGGCUGCCGAACCGGGAGCGCCUGACAGCGGAGGACGAUGCUCUCAAUCAGAUCGCCCGUGAGGCUGAAGCAAGACUUGCAGCAAAGCGAGCAGCACGGGCAGAGGCACGGGAGAUCCGAAUGAAAGAACUGGAGAGGCAGCAGAAAGAGAUUUAUCAAGUUCAGAAGAGGUAUUAUGGUCUGGAUACUAAAUGGGGAGACAUCGAGCAGUGGAUGGAAGACAGUGAGCUUUAUUCCCGUAGAGCCCGGAGGAAUGCCUCGGCUUUGGAUGAAGAUGAGCACACGUCAAUAGGUAGCCGUGGAAGCCUGAGGUCUCAUCUGCAAAAUGCCAACACCUACCCAGUGGCCAGUGGUUAUGAGGAAGAUCUGUAUGGAUCAUCCCAGAGUAGAAAAUCUAGCAGGGCUUCCUACUACUCUGAUCUGGGUCUUCACAACAGUGGCUAUGCUUCCACAUCUCAACCUUCUUCCCAGAAUGGAAACUGGCCUUCUGAGUACAGCUCUUACCUUGGGUCAGGAUCUCGGGCAUCCUCCAGAGCCAGUUCUUCUCGGGCCAGUCCAGUGAUUGAGGAAAGGCCAGAAAAAGACUUUGAGAAGGGAGCACGUAGUAUUUCCAGUUUAUCAGCAGCUACCUUAGCCUCUCUGGGAGGGACUUCUUCACGAAGAGGCAGUGGGGAUACAUCCAUCUCAGCUGAUACAGAAGCAUCUAUUAGAGAAAUUAAGGAUAUCUAUGAGUUAAAGGACCAGAUUCAAGAUGUAGAAGGCAAAUACAUGCAGGGACUGAAAGAAAUUAAGGACUCUCUAGCAGAAGUUGAAGAGAAAUAUAAAAAGGCUAUGGUGUCAAAUGCUCAACUAGACAAUGAAAAAACAAAUUUCAUGUACCAAGUGGAUACCCUGAAGGAUGCACUCUUAGAGUUAGAAGAACAACUAGCAGAAUCCAGGCGGCAAUAUGAAGAAAAAAGUAAAGAAUUUGAGAGGGAGAAGCAUGCUCACAGCAUAUUGCAAUUUCAGUAUAUGGAAAUCAAAGAGGCUCUGAAGCAAAGAGAAGAAAUGCUUGCAGAAAUCCAGCGGCUGCAACAGAAACAGCAGAGCUAUGUCAGGGAAAUUUCUGAUCUUCAGGAGACAAUAGAGUGGAAAGACAAAAAAAUAGGGGCAUUAGAGAGGCAGAAAGAUUUCUUUGAUUCCAUAAAGAGUGAGCGGGAUGACCUUAGAGAUGAAGUGGUUGUGCUGAAGGAGCAACUGAAGAAACAUGGGAUAAUCCCAGACUCUGGCAUAGCCACCAACGGGGAGACAUCAGACAUUCUUAGUAAUGAAGGACAUACGGAUCCUUCCAAAAAUGUUCCAGGCACAACUUGGACUUUAGAGACAGGAAGGGAUGGGAUGCUAGGCAAAGCCAAUGAAGUGGAUAUGAAAAAUGAGAUUUUGGAGGAUGUGGGGAAAAGAGAAAUCUUGCAGAAUACUGAGCAUGAGGAACACAGAGAGGAGACUGAGGAGCAGGAAGUACAAACAUUGCAUGCUGAUGAAAAUGCAAAGGCAGAAAAGCUGGUUGAAGAACAUGAUGCCCUAUCAACAAUGGUUUUACCAGACAGUAGGUUUAAAAAACAUUUCCAAAGCCUUAAAGAAGACGUAUCAGGGAGUUCUUCUUCAAAUGAUGAUAGUGACACAGAAAAUUUAAGAAAGGAAAACACAUCCACAGGUCCAGCAGUCCAGCAGCCUGUCGGUAUGGAGGCUGAGCAGCAGAACUUAAACCCAAAGACAAAUCAGAACUCGGAGAUGGGCUCUCUGCAGGGUAAUCAAAUUUUUGAUACUGGUGUCUUAGAUACAAAGCAUGAACUGGAAAAAGCUGCUCCCAAACAGGAAGAACAAGAGGAUCUUAAAACUAGCCAAGUCCUGAGUGACAAUGAAAUGGGUCAGGAAGGCAAUGUGACAAAUGGGAGCUUUAAGUUGGUUUCUGACCAGGCAGGGCUACUGGAGGAUACAGUAUCAGGCUUGCUUAGUGAAGAGGUAAAUGUGGAGAGCCAGGCUGAGGCACUGCAGCACUCAGAAGCAAGUGCUGGAAACAAGGAGACAAAUGUCUCACAUGAAAAUCUUGCUGUAAGCAAAGACUGCACUGAUGGGAGAACUGAUAAAGCUGGAGGUGAAGGAGCUGAAGAAAAUGAGUCUGGGAACAUAGCUGAGAGUCAGAAGAGGGCAAUGGAGUCUGUGGGCUUGGAGGGGGUGGAGUCAUCUGGAAGUGGUGUCCCAGCAGGUGCAAGUGAAAAGGAAGAUGAAGAUCAGGCAGGUAUCCAACCAGUUUCUUCAGAGGACAGUCCUUCAGCAUCAUCAGAGGAGCAAAAUAACCAAGUUAAAACUGAACUUGAAAAUGCUUCAGCUGAGAAGGACAGACAGAAGGAAAUAGCAGUAGAAGAGUUGGAAAUGUGUUCAGAUUCUGCAGGCACAGCCGAGCAGGAUGAGGCCCCUCUGGAGGCUGGAGGCUGUAUUACUGAGAUGAAAGGAAACGUGCUGCAUCAGGCAGAGCCAGACACAGACACUGUGAAGCAGGUGACAACUCAGGAGACCAGGUUAGACCCAAGUCUUUUAGCCAACAAAAUCUGUGAGUCAGAAUUGGGCAUGGGGGAUGAGUCUGGGGAACAAAAGGAAAGUAGGACGGAAUGGAUGGAAGACUUACAGUCAAAGGUCGAAGUUCAAACAGUUCAGUGUAGUGAAGAAAUGACAUAUGAUAGAGUGGGAGAGAUAAAUAUUCCUUUAGAAAGUGAAGAGGAGAAUGUAAUUAAGCCAGAGGAAGGUAAAUCUAAAGAGGAGUCAACUGUAGAUGUUACUGUAACUACUGAAAACAAAGUUGGUAAAGAAACACUGAAAGAAAAUGAGCAAAAGUCAGAGAGUGCAGACCACCACUGUGGUGGAUUUGUUUCUCAGGAAGGGGCAAACAGUUCCCUGGUACAGAAGGCUGAGCAGGAGGAAGGUACCAGUGAACAAGUCAAAUUGGAGAGUCAGGCAGAGGAAAGACUGGACGAUGAUGGUGAUGCCUUUGAUUUUGAUGAAGAGUCAAAACAGCUACUAGAAACUGAUGAAAAAUGUGAUGGACCGAAAGCUGGUAUAGAGAAAGAGGAGGGUGAUGGAGCAAAUGGUGCUGUCAGAAAAACUGCCCAAACAGAUAAAGCUUUAGAAAGAACAGACAAAACAGAAAUCAAAGAUGCCUUUACUGAAGACAACAGCUUGCAGCAUGAAGGAGAUAAACCUGAAGAAACACAGUGUUUGCAAGGGGAAGUGUCCUGGAAGACUGAAGAGAAUAAUACGAUGGAAUAUGAAAUCAAAACAUCAGAUUCUAGUAAAGUACAUAAAAUACCAGAUGAGUAUGUUUUGAAACAGGAUUUGGAAAGUGCUGGCAAUAGCAGGGAUGAAACCCAGGAAGACUGUCAGGGUGGCAGGAGGGGAAAAGGUAAAUCCAGAGAUGACUGUACAGUAUCUUAAGCUUAGAAUCUUGAGGCUACAGGAGCUACGUGCCAUUUGAUCAGUCCCAGUACAGAAGCAUGCACUUUGCACAAUACAGCAGACCUUAGGAAUAGGCUUAAAUUUUUUUCUUUAUAGGUAACUCUUAUGAUAAUAUAAACUUAUGCAAGUCUUAAGUAUUCUCUCACACACCUAGGCAGAAGAAGGUGUGCGUGGGUAUGGUUUUGAUGUGUCUCAGGUAUAAAGUUUAUUACCAAAAGAGAAGGCUUCACCAAUCAGGAAUUCAUACUGUCUUGCAAGUACUUUCAGUGUGGGUAACUGGGACUGAGGAAUUUCUGUAUGAUUUUUUUUUAGUAGCCUGGAUGAUCAAUAUCUUGAAUAUACUUAUGUGCAUUGGAUCUGUGUGAAUUUAUGCACAUACCUGUGUGUACUUAUGCAUUUUAGAUCUACAGUAAAUAUGUUAUGUCAUAAAGGAACUCAGUAAAUCAGCAACAGUGAUCUGCUGGUGAAACUUCUUUCUGAAUGAUUAAGACCUAGGAACCAAUUUUUUUUAAUUUUUUUUUUUAUACUAUGGAAGAAAUAAAAUACUCUCAUUCCACUUUGUGUGUAUUUCUAAUAAGGUUAUACACCAAAAGAUAGUUAGAUUACUGUACAUCUGUUAGUCUAAACACUUGGAAAGAAUAGUAUAUGAACAGUAUACAAUUUGAAAAAAGUGCAACAUACAGGAAUUAGUUUUUUAGGGAAGGACUGAAUUUUUUUAAGGAAGGACUAAAUGUAUACAUGUUUAUUUUAUCUAGGCACUUUAUACCACAAUAGGCCUUUUACACCACGUCUCCAGGUUUUUGUUGUUUGUUUUUUUUUGCCAGAGAAGGAGUCAAUACACACUGUAAUGUGUGUGCUUAGGUUUGCUGUCAAGUACUGUCUAGCUAUGAAUAUAUAAAAGAUCUAUUUUCCCAGCAGUUGGUUGGUUUUUCUUUUAAUUACAUUACCUGACUGCAUUAUUUUUUGCAACCUAUGAUUAUGAAGUGAUGUUUUUAUCUCUUAAAAAUUCUUACGUCUUCCUUUCUGGAAAGGAGCUAUCUUUGUAUGUCUUAAUUCUUUUUGGAUAUCAGAUCAAAGAUGAUUGUUCUGUAUGCUGGCCCCUGUGCCUUUUUGAAAAGCUGGACUGCUUUGAACUGCUGCCAUAAAUUAGACACUUUGACUCCAUCAGUGUAUUACUUCUUGCAUCUUUCUUGUGCUUGGGAGGAACACCUUGUUUUUGCAUUACAGAAUUUGAAGUUAAUUUAAGCAACGAACAUCCCAGGGGAACACAAGUUGGAGGAGUUGUGGGGAUGGGGCUAUGGCUGUAUUUCUGUGGAUAUUACAAAGUUAAUGGAGUACAAACUGCAAUAUUCUAAAAUGUAUAUCAAAAUGUAUUGUAUAUAAUUGAAAUAAACAUAUUUUAUACUUUAAAUUGCCAGUCUAGAGCACUGUUUAUAAACCUGUGUAAAUAUUUAUGUAUUUUAAAAACACAUUGUUCUGCAGCUUUCACUGUUGAGUGUAUUGUGUUGCACUACAUAGCUAGAAGAGCUUUCUCACUAGGAAUGGAAAAUCUUGGUGUUUGAGGACCUUUGUGAUAUGAUGGCACCUUAACUGUAAACCUGUAACAGGACUGUAACCCUGUGAUGCUUUUCAUGUGGCUUCUCUCCCAACUUACAACAGUUCCUGUGUGGUUUCUGUAAGUACUAGCAGUUGUUCUUAAUAAGGGUUUACGUUAAAUGCGAAUCUAAAAAGUCAUAGAUCUUAAAAGCAUCUCUUCUUAAACACUGUGUACUGGUGUUUAUUUAAAGCAUUGUCUCUGCCAU